Molecule: messenger RNA, 1053 nt
Organism: Manihot esculenta (cassava)
Lineage: Eukaryota; Viridiplantae; Streptophyta; Magnoliopsida; Malpighiales; Euphorbiaceae
Product: probable galacturonosyltransferase-like 4
Exons: 1
Coding region: 1-1053 (350 amino acids)
Cellular component (GO): Golgi apparatus
Molecular function (GO): glycosyltransferase activity
Source: RefSeq, a predicted model, not a curated record
AUGGCCUUGAUUUGGAGCUCCUCCUCUCUUCUUCUCCUCCUUGGCCUCCUGUCUCUCUUCCACCCUUUCACCACCAUGGUAGGCUGCAUUCGUGUCGGAACAGUUAUUCGGAAACCCUCGCCGGAGCUUCCCACUUUUCUGGAAGCUCCCUCUUUUCGCAAUGGCAAUGCUUGUGGGUCACAGGAGAUCGACAUCAUCCAUAUUGCCAUGACCCUUGAUGUUAAUUACCUUAGAGGUACAAUGGCUGCCGUGCUCUCAAUGCUACAACAUUCCACGUGUCCUGAAAAUCUCUCAUUCCACUUCCUCUCUGUGCAUUAUGAACUUGAGCUAUCUUCAAGCAUAAACUCAACCUUCCCGUUCUUGAACUUUACUAUCUACCGGUUCGAUUCUAAGCGGGUUCAGGGAAAGAUAUCCAGGUCCAUUCGACAAGCUUUGGACCAGCCAUUGAAUUAUGCAAGAAAUUAUCUUUCUGAUAUCAUACCAAUACAUGUGAAACGAGUUAUUUACUUGGAUUCAGAUAUUAUCGUAGUGGAUGACGUCGGAAAAUUAUGGGACGUGGAUAUGAAAGGUAAGGUAGUGGCUGCACCAGAAUAUUGCCAUGCAAAUUUUACUCAGUACUUCACUGGAACAUUUUGGGCAGACCCAGCACUGUCAAAAACAUUUGAAGGAAGGAUUCCUUGUUAUUUCAACACAGGAGUGAUGGUGGUAGAUGUAGAUAAAUGGAGAAAAGGUGAGUAUACACAAAGAGUUGAGAAGUGGAUGGCAGUGCAAAAGCAAAAGAGGAUAUAUCAGCUAGGGUCUUUGCCACCAUUUUUGCUUGUUCUGGCUGGAAAUAUCGAGCCAGUGGACCAUAGAUGGAACCAACAUGGGCUAGGUGGUGAUAACUUUCAAGGGAAAUGCAGGAGUCUUCAUCCGGGUCCAAUUAGCCUUCUUCAUUGGAGUGGUAAGGGUAAGCCAUGGCUAAGGUUAGAUUCUAGGAAGCCAUGCAUCGUUGAUCAUUUAUGGGCUCCAUAUGAUCUCUACCGUUCAUCAAAACAUUAUUUAGAAGAAUAA